Messenger RNA from Nycticebus coucang (slow loris), 796 nucleotides. RefSeq names its product pancreatic polypeptide (gene PPY). NCBI's taxonomy places the organism in Eukaryota, Metazoa, Chordata, Mammalia, Primates, Lorisidae. Gene Ontology annotation, molecular function: neuropeptide hormone activity; neuropeptide Y receptor binding. Gene Ontology annotation, biological process: feeding behavior; neuropeptide signaling pathway. The transcript is spliced from 4 exons. Bases 388 to 675 code for a protein of 95 amino acids. The record is from RefSeq and is a predicted model, not a curated record. Gene Ontology annotation, cellular component: extracellular region.
UGGGGCCAGUGCCAUAGGCACUGCCCCAAAUCCAGAUCUUCUUGAGUUAAGCCUGUCCUGGCACCCAAAGGGAAGGGGCAUCUGGGGUGGGGGACCACAGGAGACUUGAGACUUUUAUAGUGACCCAGUUUUAUCCAUUAUGUUUGUCUGGCACCCGCAGUACUGCCCUGUCCUCCUCCCAUUCCUGGCCCCUGUGCUGGUGUUGCAAGUGCCAGGGAGAUAGUGAGAGGAAAGGGUGAGGGCUGGGGAGUGACGGAGGCUGACAGGAGGCGGGGACUCUGUUGGGGGGCUGAAGGACUAUAAAGGGGCACAGCCAAGAGGGCAGGGGGACCCAUCUGGCCUGAGGCAGGUGCCCGCUUCGUCCAUCACUGGCUCUCUGGAUUCAGCAUGGCUGCCACACACCACUGCCUCUCCCUGCUGCUCCUGUCCACCUGUGUGGCUCUGUUGCUGCCGCCACUGCUGGGUGCCCAAGGAGCCCCACUGGAGCCGGUGUACCCAGGGGAGAAUGCCACACCAGAGCAGAUGGCCCAGUAUGCGGCUGAGCUCCGCAGAUACAUCAACAUGCUGACCAGGCCUAGGUAUGGGAAAAGAGACAAAGAAGACACACUGGGCCCCUUGCAGUGGGGCUCCCCCCACGAAGCUGCCCCCAGGGAGCUCAGCCCAAUGGACUUAUAAUGCCACUUCCAGCUUCCUAUGACUCCAUGAGCAGCACCAGCCCAGCUCGACCCUCUACACCCUUUGCUCUGGUCAAAGCUUGCUCCCUGCUCCCAUGCAGGCUAAAUAAAGCAAAUCAAAG